AUGAGCCAAACAGUCUCUAGGCCCAAUGUUGACUUGACGUCCAACAAAGCUGAUUUGGAGUCCCAGCCCACGCUGAUAACUUUCUCAGAGAAUGACCCCGAAAAUCCACUCAAUUGGCCGAGAUCCAGAAAAUGGGCCAUCACCCUGGUCGUAUCACUGUCGGUGUUCCUCAUGCCGCUGUCUUCAUCCAUCGUGGCGCCUGAGUUGAGCACAAUUAGAGAUGAUCUCCGAAUGGGCAGCUCUCUGGAAGCUGUACUGGUGCUUUCGACUUUUGUCUUGACCUAUUGUCUCGGUCCUCUCAUCCUGGGCCCGUUGAGCGAGAUCUACGGCCGAGUCGUUGUCCUGCAUUUCGGCAAUUCAUUCUACCUGGUCUUCAACCUGGUGUGUGGGUUCGCUCGCAAUAAAGGUGAGCUACUUGCUUUCCGUGUACUAGCAGGCUUUGGAGGCGCCGGGGGACUUGUUGUGAGUUCGCCUGUCUGUGUCAUAUUGAUUCACGGUCUAACUUACCAGGUCGGUGCCGGUAUCAUCAGCGAUUGCUUCUCGAAAGAGGAGCGCGGCUGGGUGAUCGCUAUCUACAAUCUCGGGCCUGUCUUUGGCCCUUCCAUCGGGGCGGUGAUAGGCGGAUUCAUCACUCAGUAUACAACAUGGCGCUGGGCAUUCUGGGCGACAUCCAUCUUUGACGGCGCUUUGAUUAUUCUAGGACUGAUCGUGAUGAAAGAAACAUACCCACCCAUCAUCCUCGCCAGAAGAAAGCAAAAACUCAGUACCCCCAACCAACUAUACACAACCCCCUACGAAAAGCCCGAUCAAACCCCCACCCAGCUCUACCGCAACUCACUCCUCCGACCACUCCACCUCCUCCGCGUCCAACCCAUCAUCCAACUCCUCGCCCUCUUCUACGCCUACCUCUACGGCCUCAUGUACCUAGUCCUCUCAACAUUCACAACCCUCUGGCAAGAAAAAUACCACUUAAACACCGGCCCCUCAAGCCUCCACUACCUAGCCCUAGGAAUCGGCUACUUCCUCGGCUCCCAAAUCUGCGGACUUCUCGCAGACCCAAUCUACAAGACCCUCAAAGGUCCAGACACAGGGAAACCAGAAUACCGCAUCAUCCUCAUGUUCCCAGCCUCCGUACUCGCACCCAUAGGUCUACUCUGGUACGGCUGGGCCGGACAGACUGUGACACAUUGGAUCGUUCCGGAUUUGGGAAUCGCCCUCUUCGCUGCUGCAGCUAUGGUCUCGUUCCAGUGUACCACUGCGUAUCUGUAUGAGGCUUUCACGCUGUAUGCGGCUAGUGCGACGGGGGCGGUUUAUAUUCUAAGGGCUCUGACGGGGUUUGGGUUUCCGCUUUUCGGUCCGGCUAUGUAUCGGAGCUUGGAUUUUGAUUGGGGGACUACGGUUGUUGCGCUGGUUGCUGUUGUGUUGGGUGUGCCGGCGCCGGUUGUUUUGUGGAGGUUUGGGGCGAGGCUUAGGGCGAGGAGUGAUUUUGCUGUUGGUUAG
Molecule: messenger RNA, 1500 nt
Organism: Penicillium salamii
Lineage: Eukaryota; Fungi; Ascomycota; Eurotiomycetes; Eurotiales; Aspergillaceae
Source: the annotation of a GenBank genome assembly